GAGCACAACGCAGCUCCGCCCUCGCAAAGGCACAGCGCGGGCGCAGGCGCCCAGAGGCGCACAGGAGACCUCAGGCCUAGGCUCCACUCCCCAGCUGUGAAAGGACUGCUGGUGGGACCCCCAAGCUAGCCCGCCAGGCCUCCAUAGAGCUGCCCAGCAUGGCCGCGGCCACUACCAAGAGUUGGUGGGAGACGGGUGAGGUACAGGCUCAGUCUGCGGCCAAGACUCCGUCCUGCAAGGAUAUUGUGGCUGGAGACAUGAGCAAGAAAAGCCUCUGGGAGCAGAAGGGAGGCUCCAAGACCUCAUCAACAAUUAAGCUGCAAACCACCCAAGGUGAAGUCAUCUUAGCCUCUUGGAGUCAGCCUGACUGGGAUGAACCCAUUGAUAUGUAUUGCAUAAAUGAACAUAUCAUGACAGUAGUGAUGAGGGAUCUCCAGCUAUCCGUGUACUCUCUAUGCUUCCCAGACUCUCUGGCAGUUGCACUGGGUACUGGCUGAGUUCUGGAAAACAGGAAUGUGAGCAGAGUGCUGCAGAUCUCCUUGUCAGGAGCACCUAAGAACUGGCAUGACUCUACACCCUCUCUCCUUCUGCAAUGACCUCGUGUCAAGAUGGCAGACCUGCAGAGAUGAAUGUGCCUGGAUACCUGAGUCACCAGGUGGAGGAAACUCCCAUUGACAUGCAUCACACUCCACAUAUGAAACCCUUCUUUUUCUGCACUGUCACUGGGGUUAGGGAUUAUUACUCACUGCAACUUAGCCUAGCAUUAAGUUGCUUGACUAAUACAAGUUUCAAUAAAUGUUGCUUCAUUU
Molecule: messenger RNA, 809 nt
Organism: Gorilla gorilla gorilla (western lowland gorilla)
Lineage: Eukaryota; Metazoa; Chordata; Mammalia; Primates; Hominidae
Exons: 4
Coding region: 159-497 (112 amino acids)
Biological process (GO): signal transduction
Molecular function (GO): actin binding
Source: RefSeq, a predicted model, not a curated record